GGUGAUCGCUCACCACUCAAAAUCAACGAGACUUCCUUAAAGGUCUAAUAACAACUCAUUAGGCUAGAAUAUUUUAUCUGAUUGAUCUUGAAUUGACUGAAGAAGUCUCUCCGAUGAAAUACGUUGUAGUGACUGGAGGUGUUGUCAGCGGUCUCGGCAAGGGUGUUACUGCGAGUAGUAUUGGAGUGCUCCUCAAGGCAGGUGGCUGGCGCGUCACUAGUGUGAAAAUUGAUCCGUACAUCAACAUCGAUGCUGGCACUAUGUCUCCUUUUGAGCAUGGUGAAGUGUUUGUACUGGACGACGGCGGUGAGGCCGAUCUCGACCUUGGAAAUUACGAACGCUUCGUUGAUUCGACCCUUACACGCGAUCACAAUAUUACUACCGGAAAGAUAUAUCAGGCUGUGAUCGCAAAAGAGCGCAAAGGUGAAUACCUCGGAAAGACAGUACAGGUGAUACCGCACGUCACUGACGAGAUACAGGAGUGGAUCGAGCGAGUGUCGAAGAUUCCAGUUGAUGGCAUGUUUGGCGAGCCUGACGUUUGUAUCAUUGAACUUGGUGGCACUGUCGGGGAUAUUGAGUCCAUGCCGUUCAUCGAAGCACUUCGUCAGUUCCAGUUCCGCGUUGGAUCUGAUAACUUUUGUCUUGUUCAUGUUAGCCUUGUUCCAGUUGUUGGUGCUGUUGGGGAGCAGAAAACGAAGCCUACCCAACACUCUGUUCAGGCGUUGCGUUCAGCAGGACUCUCACCACACAUGCUGGCUUGUCGCAGCCAUGCCCCUCUUGAACAGUUAGUAAUGGACAAACUGGCACUGUUUUGCCAUGUGACUUCAGAUUGUAUUCUCAAUCUGUGUGAUGUCAGUAACAUUUGGCACGUGCCCCUCGUGAUGCAGGAACAGGGUGGUCACCUUGCUAUAAUGCGCCAGCUAAAGCUUGAUUUCCGCAAACUUGAUCUAGAGAGCUGGGCGCAUCGUGCACAUAAAUGGGAUAUCGUGACGGAGCCCGUAAAUAUCGCGAUUGUUGGCAAGUACACUGGUCUGGGUGAUAGUUAUCUAUCUGUGACCAAGGCUUUGAUGCACUCAGCUAUAGCUGCGGAGAGAAAGCUCAAUAUCAUAUGGGUUGAGGCCGGGUUGCUUGAGGAGACAAACAUUUCAGAAGAUCCCGCUGGGUAUGCUGACGCGUGGGACAAGGUCCAUGGCGCCGACGGUAUACUUGUUCCUGGGGGUUUUGGCGAGCGUGGAACAGAGGGCAAAAUACUCACAGCUAAGUAUGCUCGCGAAAAUAGUGUGCCGUUUCUUGGUAUUUGUCUUGGAAUGCAGGCUGCUGUGAUAGAUUUUGCUCGCAACGUUUUAGGAAUAAAACAUGCACACUCUACAGAGAUGAUGCCGAACUGUCCCGAACCCGCGAUCAUUUUCAUGCCAGAAGGUUCAACGACACACAUGGGUGGAACAAUGCGUCUUGGCUCCCGUCGCACUAUAUUUCAGACUAUGGAUUGCAAAGCUGCAAAGCUAUAUAAUGCAGUGCCCUUCGUUGAUGAGCGGCACCGGCACAGGUAUGAAGUUAACCCCGAAAUGGUCGAGAGGCUGGAAUCUGCUGGUUGUAUUUUUGUUGGCAAGGACGAGACUAACCAGCGUAUGGAGAUACUUGAGCUUGAAGAGCACCCUUUCUUUGUUGCAACACAAUAUCAUCCAGAAUACAAAUCUCGUCCAGGGCGCCCAUCUCCGCCUUUCAUGGGUCUUGUCCUCGCAGCGUCAGGGCAACUAAGUGAAUACAUCACCAGUGACGCGAUUUACCUACGCACAAGCGCCCCUGGUGGAUUUCUCCAGUCUCCUUUGAAAGCAAUCAAGGAACACAAAAAGGGGAAUCAGCAAUAAUCUAGGGGCUUGCUCAACAAGAAAAAUGCAAAUGCAAGUGCUGUCGUUGAGUGAGUUGACGCCUGUAGCUUUAUGUGAGUGUGAGAGACACUAUUUUUUUCUUUCUCUUGCUUGACUGUGGCUUGCGAUCAGCUGGUGAGAGCUGGUAAAAAUUGGUGUUGUUAAUAUACUGGUGGUAAACUUUCCUUAUCCGUUCGCUCGCUAUUCAUAGUAUUUCAUUUUUGCUAACUAAAUCACUGAAAAUCCUCU
Micromonas pusilla CCMP1545 is the source of this 2117-nucleotide messenger RNA. RefSeq names its product CTP synthase. The transcript is spliced from 3 exons. Lineage: Eukaryota; Viridiplantae; Chlorophyta; Mamiellophyceae; Mamiellales; Mamiellaceae. The record is from RefSeq and is a predicted model, not a curated record. The coding region runs from base 114 to 1868 and encodes 584 amino acids. Gene Ontology annotation, biological process: CTP biosynthetic process; pyrimidine nucleobase biosynthetic process. Gene Ontology annotation, molecular function: identical protein binding; CTP synthase activity.